CGACUUCGAUCCUGCUUGUCUAAACGGAAUUCACUCGCGAAAUUGGACAAGCACAACGAGCGUAUCCAAGUGGAGUUGAAAAGGUGCGACUUUGCGAUUGUUUGUUUUGAAUUGAAUGCAGCUACUUUUUAGAUCAGCAGUACCUAAAGCAGCCUUGCAGCAACGAUGGCUAAGCGCAAUAUUUGGACUUACGACGAAACACUAGAGAUGUUAAACAUAAUGUUCGAACAAGAGAGCCUAAAAGCAAUGAACGGGAGACCGUUUCGCAAGGAUAAAGCUUUCCGCUUGGUGUGCGAGGAAAUGAUGCAGCGUGGGUACAACACCAGAGACCCAAAGCAGAUAGAGUACCGAUGGAAGAAUUUGAAGAAACACUACAUGGACCUGCAGAGGGAUCCCAAUCUGAUCGAAACCAAUCCAUUCCAAUACUACGAUGAGAUUGAUGUGCUGAUAAAAGGGAAACCACCUGCCACAAUGUCGAAACUAUACGAAUUGAGCAUCUCAAGUCUUGAAUUGAGGCCUAACACAGUCGAGAAGAAUGUGUUUACCAAAACGAAUUCUCUUCCGACGAUGCAGGAGGAUUCCGGUGAUGAUGGCGUAAGAAGUGAGGAAAACGAUAUAAAACCUGCGAUAAUAACGCAAUCACGGCCAGUUAAAUGCAGUCCAAGACGUUCCAAGCGCAAUGUUAAACGUCCAACAUAUCGCCGAAGUGAGACGCCAAAGACAUGUUUUCCACCAUACAGCAUAACUACAGAAAAAGAAGCGUAUCGAAAUCAAAAAAACUUAAUUGAUUAUCAGUUUGGACUGUACAGCAAAGUGCAGGAAGAGUCGGAUCAGAAGUUUCUAGACAUGAGUCGACAGAUGCUUGACGAAUGCAAUGAAAAAUUUCAAUCGUUCGUAGAGAAGCUUGUAUCUGGAAGUUCUUCGGGUUCGUAAUAUACACAUAUGCAACGAUAUAUGAGUCGAAAUGAAAGUAAUAUGAAGCUAGGUCACUUAAUAGAUAAGCGAGGCGAGAUCGAUUUUUGAAAAGACCAUACCAGCUUUUGAAGUAGCGAUUGCUCGAUGCGACGCUCUACUCAAAGUAUCUUUUCAACAACCAAUAAUAUGUUUAAUCCAGGCUACGGCCAAACAGUCCGGGUUGGAUAGAUAUGUUAACGUAACAGCCGGACCAUAGGAAACUGGCAAACUUUAAUGCAAACAGCAACACGGGAAGAAGUUUAAAGCAAUAAGAACACGGAUGAUAUAGAAGGCGUAUGUUAUCCUAAAAGUUGCGUAUUUUAUGGAAAAUUAUAAUAUUGAACCGAUCUACAGAACAUUUGCUUUCACCUAUUAACUGCUGAUAGUACUUUCUAUUUCAAAUUGAGCAUUACUUCUGACAUAAAAAAACGUACGAACUAAAGUCGACACAAUAAAAAUAUUCAGUUGAA
This is a messenger RNA of Anopheles moucheti, 1424 nucleotides long. RefSeq lists its product as uncharacterized. The record is from RefSeq and is a predicted model, not a curated record. The coding region runs from base 166 to 933 and encodes 255 amino acids. NCBI's taxonomy places the organism in Eukaryota, Metazoa, Arthropoda, Insecta, Diptera, Culicidae. The transcript has 3 exons.